This is a messenger RNA of Trematosphaeria pertusa, 1971 nucleotides long. RefSeq names its product amidase signature enzyme. The coding region runs from base 1 to 1971 and encodes 656 amino acids. The transcript is spliced from 3 exons. The record is from RefSeq and is a predicted model, not a curated record. Lineage: Eukaryota; Fungi; Ascomycota; Dothideomycetes; Pleosporales; Trematosphaeriaceae.
AUGUCGAUCGGGCCUAUUCCGACGAUUCCGAACCCCCAAAAAAGCGCAACUGCAUGCAUGAGGCUUCGGAGUGUUAGCUCGGCUGCAAUUUUCUGUUGUUGCUGCUAUGUUGUUGGCGCCGUUGUCACCUCAACCGGAAUCACUGUAUCCCUGGGCGAUGUGUCGUAUUUUCUCCCCCCGAAAGUAGUUGCGUCGAUCUCGCUGUCGGAGGAUGUCAAGAGGAUGCUCGUUAGCGGGACAUUUGUGCCAUUCACUGUCGUGAAGGGUGGAGACUAUAGCGCCGCAGAGCUUGCUUCGGUAACUGCAAAGUAUCUGGAAGAGGAUGAUGUGUUUCAGGAAGGAUUCCUUGAAGGGCUUUAUCUUCAAGGAGAGAACCACACGCUAAGCACUUCUCAAGUGCAAAUCCAGAAUAUCUCUGCUUCAGUCAUUACUGGUCAAGCCUCCCAGACCCUGAACCCAGGCCCCUACUUCAUGAGUGCCGCGGGUGAGGUCUACGAAGCGUGGAGAUUAUACUCCGAUACGAAUGGAGCCUUCACGGAAUCUGCAAUCGCAAACGGUGAUGGCUCCUACUCGGUUCUUCCGGCAGGCAUCCUCGGGCAGAGAAUUGCAAUCGCAGUCCCUUCGCGAUUGUACUAUGCCAAAACGGAAGAGAAACCCCUCGCCGGUGUUCGCAUCGGCAUCAAGGAUCUCUACGACGUCAAAGGCCUUCGAACCUCCAAUGGAAAUCGAGCGUGGUAUUGGCUAUAUCCGCCGGCUGACGCUACUGCUACGCCCGUUCAGAAUCUCAUCGAUGCCGGGGCGAUCAUCGUUGGCAAGAUGGUCAUGAGCCAGUUCGCCAACGGAGAAACGGCUACCGCCGACUGGGUGGAUUACCACGAGUCAUUCAACCCUCGAGGUGACGGGUACCAAGACACGUCGUCCAGCUCUUCAGGUGGCGGAGCCGGCACUGGGGCUUAUGCCUGGCUGGAUGUCUCGCUGGGCUCAGACACAGGAGGUAGUGUUAGAGGACCGUCCCAGGUCCAAGGUCUCUAUGGUAACCGUCCGUCACAUGGGCUCGUAUCGCUGGAGCACACCAUGCCGAUGAGUCCGGUGCUUGAUACGGCGGGACUGAUGGCUCGCGAUCCGAUCUUAUGGAUAGCAGCCGCCAAGGCGAUGUACGGUUCCAACAUGACCUUCAGCACCGCUUAUCCGACUAAGAUCACCACGCUCGGAUGGCCGACGUCUGCCGAUAGUAUCGCCGACUCGCUUCUAGUCGACUUUCUCGCGAAUGUCACUUCUUUCCUCAAGGCUAACGCUACGGCAUUCAACAUGUCCACGACCUGGAUCGAGGAGAAUCCGACGGUGGAUCCUCUGGAAGCGCUCCUCAACAUUACCUACCCCAUCCUCAUCGCCAAACAGCAAAUGCCGCUCGUCCGGGACCCCUUCUAUCGCGACUACGCCGCGAAAUAUGACGGUCGGCGUCCAUUCGUCGACCCCGUGCCUCUCGUCCGCUGGGGCUGGGCGGAGAACUCCACGGCGACGGUAGAGGAGGCAGUGGCGAACAAGACGAUGUUCAUGUCCUGGUUCAACAGCACCGUGCUGGUCCCCGACGCGGAGACCUGCUCGAACAGUCUCCUAAUGUACGUUGGGUCCAUCGGAGACACCAUCUAUCGGAAUGUGUAUAGGGACGAGCCAGGCCCUCCGUAUGGCUUCGGGGAAUGGAGCGUCUCCGGGUUUUCAGAGGCUCCGGACUUCGUCGUCCCAAUCGGAGAGGCACCGUACAACUCCAGCAUCACCCAUCACGUCGAGUAUCUUCCAGUCACUGUAGACUUCAUGGUGGCCAAAGGGUGUGAUGGAAUGUUGUUCUCGCUUAUCGAGAGUCUCUAUGAGGCCGGCAUCUUGAAGAAGGCACUAGCAGGUCGGAGUGGAAUAACCGGAGGAGACAUAUUGUUUAGAAGAGGAGUGGGUGUCUGGGGAGACAUGAGAGAAUGA